Cryptosporidium ubiquitum is the source of this 2004-nucleotide messenger RNA. RefSeq names its product TBC domain-containing protein. The record is from RefSeq and is a predicted model, not a curated record. The transcript has a single exon. Bases 1 to 2004 code for a protein of 667 amino acids. Lineage: Eukaryota; Apicomplexa; Conoidasida; Eucoccidiorida; Cryptosporidiidae.
AUGGAAUUGAAAGAGGAAGAAAAUAUAGUGACAUUACUUGCAGUAAGAAAGGCAUAUAACUAUUUUCUUCCAAGAUUAAAUAAUGUAAAAGAGAUGCAAAUAUUAAAUAACAAAGCAGAGCCUGAGCAAGAGGAAAGUGUAAAGGAAUUAGACCACACAAGUUCAGAGGUUAGGAAGAAAACUUAUGAUAAGAAAAGGCUUAGUUUUGUUAGAUUUCUAAAACUUGAUAGAGUAGAACCCCAUUGUGAUUGUGAAAAAGAUGAUCAAGGAAGAUGUACAAGAAUGCAGAAUUGGUUAGAAGUUUCAAAAUCUAAUGAAUUGGGGUUGAAAAAGAUUUAUAGAGAAUUAAUCAAUAUAGUCGAAUAUAUUGUUAGAAUGGAAGGAGACGACAUAAUAGAAAUAGACUUGACAGAUGAUGGUGUAGUUAACAGAAUAUUUACUAAUAGAGUAAUGAAUAGUAUAUAUAUGGAUGUAUGUAGGACAUACCCAUCAAUUCCAUAUUUUAAAUUGGAAGGUAAAAGUUAUUUGAGUAAAAUUUUAUUAAUAUAUUCAUUAAUGGACAUAGAUGUUGGAUAUGUGCAAGGUAUGAAUUUUUUAGUAGGAUGUAUACUUUGGCAUUCUAGUAGUGAGGAACAAGCAUUUGAGUUAUUAGUUUCUUUAAUGUUUAACUAUGGUAUGAGAGAUAUGUUUGUAUCAGGGUUACCAGGAUUAAGGGUAAAAUGUCGAAUAUUGGACCAAUUAAUGGAAAAAGAAUUAUACUUAAUAUGGGAUCAUAUUAUUAAACAGGGAGGUACUAUAGAUAUGUUAGCUACUGAUUGGUUUUUAACUCUUUUUUCAUAUAGUAUACCUCUGAAUAUAAUAGGAAAAUUUUGGGAUGAUUUCUUUCAACAAGGAUGGGUUCCUUUAUAUAAACUUAUAUUAUAUAGACUUCAGAGAAUUGAAUCAAAUAUACUUCAUUCUAAUGAUAUUGCAGAUAUUAUGAAUGCAAUCAAAUACUCAACUCCAACAACUAAGAAUGGGAUAUUUGGUAAUGCAUUUUUGAAUUUUAAAGAUGAAUUAGGAAAAAGUAAUGUUGUUAGAUUCUUUAAUCACUUUAAUUCUUUAUUUUCUAACAAUACAAUUAGUAGUAAUGAUCAAACUGGUCAUGAAUUUGGAUUUUCAAAUUCAGAUAUAAUACAAAAUUCUGAAAAUAAUGGUUCUAAUACUGAAACUAAUGUAAACUCAAGUAGUCUAACAAAUGACCCCAAUAUAAUUUCUUUACCAUAUGUUUGGAGUGAGCUAAUUACAGAAUCUCAGUACGAAAUAGAUCUGGAUGUUGACUAUAUUCAGGAAAUGGAACUUAAAUAUUCAUCCGGUCCUGAUAAAUGUCUUGAAUUCUUCAAAAAUAACAACUACAAAGCUCAAGCUACUCAUACUAACUCUGGUGAAUUGAAUAUGCAAAGUUUUGAGUACUUUUUAGACGAUGAUGAAAUCAAGGAAAAAGAGGAACAAGACGAAGAACAGCCUAUCUCAAAUAAUACUAUUUCAGAUUCUCAAAGAGAUAACUUUAAAAGUACUAAUUUAUUGAAUUCGUCCAAAAACUCUUCUGAGUCUGAACAAGAUCAAGUUUCUCAAAGUUUGGAAACUAAUUGUACCCAGGAAACUGAUAUCAAAGAUCAAAUUAUUAGUAGAUACAGAGAAUACUACAGAGGGAUAAUGGAAAGUAUUUUUCAACAAAGCGAUCAAAGUUAUCAGCCAAAAUACUCUACUCCUGCUACUAAUCAUACUAAAACCAUUAGUCAUCCUGAUAACAACACCAAUCAUGUUGAUAAAAGCACUAAACAGUCAAUAAGCAAAAGCAUAUAUGAAGUUAAGGACAAACUGGAGUCAUCUUUGGAAAGACUUUUGAGUAUUACAGAAAUACUUCUAAUCAAGAAUAUUAACAAGCAACAUCUGAAGGAAUUAAGCAUUAAAUGCAAAGAGAUUCAAAAAAAUAAGUUUGGUCCUUGGUCUUAUCAUCAAUAA